This is a messenger RNA of Linum trigynum, 3889 nucleotides long. Lineage: Eukaryota; Viridiplantae; Streptophyta; Magnoliopsida; Malpighiales; Linaceae. The record is from the annotation of a GenBank genome assembly.
GCAGCUCUGCUUGUCUACCAAUAUCUUUUUUGACUUUCCUGCUUCCUCUUCCCACUUCCACUCAAUUACUCAUUCAAUCUUCGCCGCACCUGCUGCUCCAUCUUUCUCAAACUUGUUCUUAGACUAAAUCUAUCAACUUAUGUGUGUAUAUAUUUUUCCAGUUUUCCACAAACAAAAAGUUUAAUAUUAUUUUCCCUACGAAAAUCUAUCUGUCUAUUUAUUAUAUAAUAUGUAUAUUUUUCCCAUUUCCCAUUAAUCAUUAUCAUAUAGUCUUCUUGCUUUCCAAUAUCAAUAAUAUCGUGUUUUUUUUUUUGUUUUAUUUCGAGUUUCUUCUAAUGUGGGUGUUGGAGAAGGUGAAUCGGUGAUAUAAAUUAUUUUAUUGCAGUGACGUCUCUGAAGUUGUUUUCCCAAGUUCAUCUUCCCGGAUCCUCCAGCUACCAGUAAGCAAGCUGCGAGUGGGAAGUUGGACUCUAAUGGCUUUCAACAAAGAAGAUGGAGUCCAGGUUUCUGUUUCUGGGUAAACCUACCACUGAAAACUCGGUCUAUUAGGUUCUACCCAACAACGUAAGUCUCUCAUCCGUCUUUUUAAUUUGGGUCUCCUCUCCUCUCCACCCCUGUCUCUGUCUAAUUAACAACACUUGCUCACCAGUCUUUUUCUCUUCCUACCGAAUGUGGACACUGGUAACUAUUCUGGAAUAACAAGUUUUUGAAGUUUCUCUGAGAAACUCGCUUCCUUUCUAUUUUGUUUCUUAUUACUACUCUGUUUGGAUCUUUGAAUCUAUUUGUCGUCGUCCCCUUUCUGGAGCAGUAGUAUAUCUAUAUUCCCUUAUACCUAUUGGGUUUUUGAAAAUUUUUCUUCUUUGAAGGAGGAAGGCCGAAACAGGGGACUAACAUGAGCACGCCAGAGAAGAAAAGCAGCAAUGGCGGGGAGGUUGUUAUAACAUUUUCGGCAAAUCAGAGCCCUCAAUCCGAAAUGGACGGCAGAACUCCCAAAUUGGCUGCCUCCCUCGACCCGGCAGCAGCAGAAGGUUUUGGAGGUAGGCAGAGCGUUCCAACUUCACCCCUGAAGGACUCUGUCCCAGCGGGUUGCAAUUCUCCUGAAAUUUCACGAUUCAGUCCUAGCCCCAAUAAGCCCCCCAAAAUUCCAACCAACACCGCCACUGAGAACAUUCUUAGAAGGAGGUCAUUUGCUAGGUCCUUGUAUUCAAAGCCAAAGUCUAGAUUUGGAGAACAGCCUUGUACAAUUGAUCCCAACACAAUUGACGAGGAUAGCACGACUCUGCAAGAACAUUUCGCCUCCGUUUCGCCCUAUAAGAAUUCGUCUAAUGCUAAGCCUGCCUCGGUUACAAGGACCGUCUCUAUCACGCAGAAAACACCGUUGAUGACAUCUCCUGGAAGAAUCUCCAAAGGUGAGGAGGAGGAGGACGGGGAGGAGGAGGAGGAGGAGGAGAGGGAGUUUGUGAGGCGAGUUGAGAUACACAAGAAAAAGAGUAAGAGGAAUAAAACUGUGGCCAAGUUUGUGAUUCAGUGGGCAGCAAUUUCUUGCAUUGUAGGUUGCUUAGUGGCUAGCUUGACUAUUAAGAAAUUGGAGAGGGCCAAGGUUUGGGGUUUGGAGUUCUGGAAAUGGUGUGUUCUCGUGAUGGUGAUAUUCUUUGGGUUGUUGGUUACUAGUUGGUUUAUGCACAUUGUGGUUUUCUUGAUCGAGAUUAAUUUCUUGCUGAGGAAAAAGGUGCUCUACUUUGUUCAUGGCUUGAAAAAGAGUGUUCAGGUGUUUGUAUGGAUUGGUUUGGUUCUUGCAACUUGGGCCUUUUUAUUCAAAGGGGAAGUUGAAGUUUCAAAGACUGCCACCAAGAUUCUAGAUUCUGUAACCUGGACACUUGUUUCUCUUCUAAUCGGGUCUUUCUUGUGGCUGUUAAAGACCUUGUCGCUGAAGAUUUUAGCUUCUAAUUACCAUGUCAAACGAUACUUCGACAGGAUUCAAGAAUCAGUGUUUCAUCAAUAUGUCUUGCAAACACUUUCAGGGCCUCCACUUAUAGAGGCAGCUGAGAUGGUUGGGAAAGUACCUAGCACAGGGCUAUUGAGCUUCAGACAGUUGAAAAAAGGCAAAGGAACGAAAGAGAAAAAGGUGAUUGACAUGGGACAGGUUCACAGGAUGAAGCAAGAAAAGGUUUCGGCGUGGACCAUGAAAGUGCUGGUCGAUGCAGUCACUAAAUCAGGGCUUUCAACAAUCUCGAAUUCAUUGGAUGAAAGCUGUCAUGUUGAUGGAGGGCAGACAGAUCAGGAGAUUACCAAUGAGUUGGAAGCAACUGUUGCUGCAUUGAGAAUAUUCAGGAAUGUUGCUCCACGUCGCUGCAAGUACAUUGAGGAAGAAGACCUUUUGAGAUUUAUGAUUAAGGAAGAAGUGGAUCUGUUCUUUCCGCUGAUUGAAGGUUCUGAAAGUGGAAGAAUUGACAAAAAAGCUUUCACUGAAUGGGUGGUGAAGGUUUACAAUGGGAGGAGAGCACUUGCACAUGCUCUAAACGACACCAAAACUGCAGUUAAACAACUUAACAAAUUGGUGACGGGGAUCCUCAUCGUUGUAUCAAUUGUUAUCUGGCUUCUUCUGAUGGAGAUUGCUACAACGAAAGUGCUAGUCUUUUUGUCAUCGCAGCUUGUGUUGGCAGCUUUUAUGUUCGGGAACACUUGCAAGACUAUAUUCGAAGCUAUUAUAUUUGUCUUUGUGAUGCAUCCAUUUGAUGUUGGUGACCGCUGUGUGGUCGAUGGUGUCCCACUCUUGGUUGAAGAGAUGAACAUUUUAUCAACAGUUUUUCUGAAACUCAAUAAUGAGAAGUUAUUUUAUCCGAAUUCUGUUUUGGCUACAAAGCCUAUCAGCAACUACUACAGAAGCCCUGAUAUGGGUGAUACAGUGGAGUUCUCUAUCGACUUUGCUACAACAGUCGAGAAGAUUGGUUUGCUGAAGGACAGAAUCAAGAAGUACUUGGAGAAGAAUCCACAGCACUGGCAUCCUAACCACAACAUUGUGGUGCAGGAGAUUCAAGAGGUGAACAAGUUAAAGAUGGCUCUGUUCUGUAAUCACACAAUGAACUUCCAAGAAUAUCCAGAGAAGAACAAGCGAAGAACCGAACUGAUGAUGGAGAUCAAGAAGAUAUUCGAGGAGCUGAAGAUAAAAUACUAUCUCCUACCGCAACAUGUUCAUCUGAGCCAUGCCCAGUCCGUAUCAACCGAUGCAAUGAUGCAGUCCUGAAUUUGCUGCCCAAUGCCCGCUGAUGUGUGAUCAGUCCCGUGGUAAUCUUCUGACGAUACAGUCAUCACUCGGCCAUUCUCAUCAUACAUAAGUCUGGAGUUCAGCAUAUAGUUAGAAGUGAACUCAGUAUUAAGAAUGAUAGUUACCGCCUUUCCUCGCAGGUGUGUCUGGAGUUCCUGUGGAGAGUUGAAAUAGCAGAAGCUCAGCAGUCCUAAAGGUUGGUAAUGGAUGCUGUUAGUUAUAGAUGUAGGUAGGUUAAUGAUGUAAUCAAACUUGAGUAGAGCAGUUUCUUACAUUGGAAUGUUACAUCUAGAAGGAUUUAGUCUGUAGUUGCUCGGGCCUUUUUGAGGAUGGAUCGUGGAUAUGAUACUGAGAAAUGAGAAUGGUAACACGACCGGCCUGGGCUCCCUGCUUGAAUGAUGGUAUUGGUACUCAAGCUACGUGCCACCCAUAGCCACCUUUCUGAAAUCUAAGCAACCAGUUACGCACUUGGACAAACGAAGGGCUGGUUCUUCUAAUCUGAUCUAUUCAGGAUUUGGCCAUAGAUGCCUUCCUCUUCAAUUGGGUGGUUCUCCUUCAAAACAAUGUGCUUUGAGAACUUAAUUGACUUGAGAAAUGUAGAUCGUGACAGGUAGAAUUUUUGUU